AUGACUUGCCCCCUGAUUUGCCAGACGGGAUGUGAACAUCUGCGGGGAGGGCUGGCUGCUGAGUGGCUGGAGUCGGUGCCGUGGGAGGCCGCAGACAAGGGUGGGCAAAUGGUUGGAACUGGCUGGAAGCAAGAGCUGGAGUCGGACAGUGUGGGCCUGCCAGGAUCUGCGGCCUGUGCUCUCCCCUCUGCUCCCUCGAGUGGCCGCAGGGACCGACAGUUCUCCGAGAUAGCCAAGUUCUUCCCCGUCAUCUUCAUCGUCGGCAACAUUGCGGGCCUGUAUGCCAUCUACACGCGGGGCGGGGAUAACGGCGGAGGGAAGGACGGGGGCAGAGAAUGCGGCCCCGCAGCCUCGGACGCGAGCACCGCCAAACGGGGCAUGAUCGAGUUCGUGAUCUUCAACGUCCUGUCCUUCCUGCUCGUGGCCGCCUACGUGAACUGCAUCAUGGUGCAUCCGGGAACGAUCCCGGACAGGGCCGAGGACCCGUCCUGGGAGUACGUCGGGGAGGACGGCGCGAGCCUCAACCUGCUCCCGGCCGAGUACACGGAGACGAAGAAGGACGGACAGCGCAGGCACUGCAAGUGGUGCGCCAAGUACAAGCCGGACCGUUGCCACCAUUGCCGCGUGUGCCGCGUGUGCAUCCUGAAGAUGGACCACCACUGCCCGUGGAUCUACAACUGCGUCGGCUUCCGGAAUCACAAGUACUUCUUCCUCCUGCUGAUGUACUCCGCGAUAGUCACCAAUUUCAUCACGUGGACAAUGAUCGAAACCGUCGACGAGGUCGUGGUGUCAGGAGAUUCAUUCGUUGCUAUGUUUUUCGUCCUAUUCGGCGAGACGCUUGCCGCCUUCCUGGCGCUGCUGGUGACGGUAUUCUGGGGCUUCCACAUCUGGUUGAUGCUGAAGGGCAUGACGACAAUCGAGUUCUGCGAGAAGCAGUCCAAGGGCGGCGGGGCCGCGACGUACGACCUCGGCGCGUACGCCAACAUCCAGGCGGUGCUCGGCGACUACGCGCUGCUGUGGUGCCUCCCGCUGUCGCCGCCCUCCGGCAGGGGGGUCAAGUUCGAGCGGCGGAAUCGGAAGCUCUCGGCGGGGCGUGACCUGGAGGCCGGGCGUGGCGCCCGCAAGGUGUUCAGGACGAGCGGCCCAGCCUACGGGGCCACGCCCACCUUCGGGCACAUGCACGGGAGGCUCGAGGCCUGGCAGCCGGCCGAGUUCAAGGGCGCCUCCGGCCACGUGCCUCGCGAUGUCCCCGGCGGGCCGCGGGCGGCGGGCUUUGAGAGGCUCCACUGA
Messenger RNA from Prorocentrum cordatum, 1290 nucleotides. The record is from the annotation of a GenBank genome assembly. NCBI's taxonomy places the organism in Eukaryota, Dinophyceae, Prorocentrales, Prorocentraceae.